GAUGUCGUUCUGCCUUGCAAUUUCAGCGGAGGCAGUACUACAUGAAUCUAUUGCUUUUGGCUUACCAGAGCUUUGGUGUUGUUUACGGUGACCUAAGCACAUCACAUCUUUACGUUUAUAAAAGCACAUUCUCUGGAAAGCUCAAUUAGUACCAAGAUGAGGAGACAAUGUUCGGUGUGCUUUCCCUCAUCUUCUGUACCUUCACUCUGAUUCCUUUGCUGAAGUAUGUCACUAUUGUGCUGAGUGCUGAUGAUAACGGGGAAGGCAGACCAUUUGCUCUCUAUUCGCUUCUUUGCAGGCAUACAAAACUCAGCUUGCUGCCAAAUCAACAAGCAGCCGAUGAGGAACUAUCUUCAUACUACAGAAAUGGGUUUGCACCUCGCAAUGGAUCUUCACCUUGGUUAAGAAGAUUUCUGGAGAAGCACAAAAAAAUGAGAGUUGUGCUUCUUCUCAUAGUUCUUUGUGGCGCUAGCAUGGUGAUUGGUGAUGGUGUCCUCACCCCAGCAAUCUCAGUCCUCUCAUCUAUGUCUGGAUUACAAGUUCGAGCUAUUGGUUUAAAUCAUAGUAAGUACAAAUCAUCUCUGUGAACUCAUAACUCUUGAUGCAAAAAUAUUGAAAACACACCUGGUUUUUGUGGGAGUACCAGCAGUUGCAAUUUAUGUCAAUUUGUAAAUUUGUUUAAUAAAUAGUAGAAGAAAUUUCAAAGAGCUAUAUUUGGGUUCUCAAAAUUAUCACAGAACUAUGCAUUU
Molecule: messenger RNA, 749 nt
Organism: Zea mays
Lineage: Eukaryota; Viridiplantae; Streptophyta; Magnoliopsida; Poales; Poaceae
Product: probable potassium transporter 2
Exons: 3
Coding region: 168-587 (139 amino acids)
Biological process (GO): potassium ion transmembrane transport
Cellular component (GO): membrane
Molecular function (GO): potassium ion transmembrane transporter activity
Source: RefSeq, a predicted model, not a curated record